Messenger RNA from Capsicum annuum, 1976 nucleotides. RefSeq names its product vetispiradiene synthase 2-like. Gene Ontology annotation, molecular function: terpene synthase activity; magnesium ion binding. Gene Ontology annotation, biological process: diterpenoid biosynthetic process. The record is from RefSeq and is a predicted model, not a curated record. The transcript is spliced from 7 exons. The coding region runs from base 89 to 1744 and encodes 551 amino acids. Lineage: Eukaryota; Viridiplantae; Streptophyta; Magnoliopsida; Solanales; Solanaceae.
UUGCCAAACAUACUAAGCAGAAAACAGUGAAAGCCCAAACAUUCAAAUAGUUUUUCAGAUUUUGCAACUAUACCAAAAUAUAGCAACAAUGACUUCAUUGGUUGGAAAUGCGAACCAAAAAGAUGGGAAUUUUCGCCCAGAGGCUAACUUUUCUCCUAGUUUAUGGGGAAAUAUAUUUAGCUGCUCUACUAUGAAUAAUCAGAUAUUGGAGAAAACAAUUGAGGAGAUUGAGACUUUGAAAGAAGAAGUCAAGCAUAUGAUAAUAAGUACUACUACCAAUGACAUAGAAGAAAAAAUUCAUUUGAUUGACACUCUUGAACGUCUUGGUAUUUAUUAUCACUUUGAGAAGGAGAUUGAAGAUCAACUAAGCAGGAUGUUUGAUCAAACUGUCAUCCAUGAAGAGCAUGAUCUAUACAAGGUUGCAUUAUAUUUUCGAUUGUUUAGGCAACAUGGCUAUCCAAUCUCUUCUGAUUAUUUCAACCAAUUCAAGGACAGUAAUGGAAAAUUCAAGGAAACUCUUCUAACAGAUGCAAAGGGUAUGCUAAGUUUGUAUGAAGCAGCACAUGUUAGAAAACAUGGGGAUGACAUAUUAGAUGAGGCACUUAUCCUUGCAAAAUCCCAUUUGGAGAGGAUAACACCUAUCUUAGACUCUAUUCUUGAGAAACAAGUAACACAUGCCCUUAUGCAAUCUCUUCAUAGAGGCAUCCCAAGAGCUGAAGCACAUUUUAAUAUUUCAAUAUACGAAGAAUGUGGAUCAAGAAAUGAAAAGAUACUAAGGCUAGCCAAACUAGAUUACAAUAUGUUGCAAGUGCUACACAAGGAAGAGCUUAGUGAACUCACACUGUGGUGGAAAGAUUUGGAUUUCGCGUCUAAACUUUCUUAUGUCAGAGACAGAAUGGUGGAAUGCUUUUUUUGGGCAGUGGGCGUGUACUUUGAACCUCAAUACUCUCGUGCUCGAGUUAUGCUUGCAAAAUGCAUAGCUAUGAUUUCAGUAAUUGAUGAUACAUAUGACUCUUAUGGAACUCUUAAUGAACUAGUUGUUUUCACAGAAGCAGUAGACAGAUGGGAUGUAAGUGAAGUUGGUAAACUUCCAAAAUAUAUGAAAACGAUAUAUACAUCUCUUCUCGACCUCUUCAAAGAGUAUGAGAGCGAAAUCAAAGAACAAGAUAGAUUCAAUGGAGUUUCUUAUGUCAAAAAGGCGAUGAAAGAAAUCGUGAGGAGUUACUGCAUUGAAGCAGAAUGGUUCCUCAAAGGAAAAAUUCCAUCGUUUAAAGAGUACUUAACCAAUGCGUUGAUCACUGGAACUUAUUACCUACUUGCACCAGCAUCAUUAUUGGGCAUGAGGUCUGCAUCAAAGGAAGCAUUCGAUUGGAUAAUGAGCAAACCACAAAUUCUUGUGGCUUCUGCAAUAAUUGGUCGAGUUAUUGAUGACGUAGCCACAUAUAAGAUUGAGAAAGAAAAAGGACAACUUGUCACAGGAUUAGAAUGUUAUAUGCAAGAGAACAACUUAUCCGUGGAAGAAGCGAGUGCAGAUCUUUCUGAAAUAGCUGAAAAUGCAUGGAAGGAUUUGAACAACGAGUGCAUUAAGCCUACUUCAGUGCCAACUGAAAUCUUAAUGCGUGUUGUGAACCUCACACGUCUUAUUGAUGUUGUUUACAAGAACAACCAAGAUGGAUAUAGUGAUCCAAAGAACAACGUGAAAUCUGUGAUUGAAGCUUUACUCAUCAAUCCCAUCAAUAUGUAAAGAUUUUGGAUGUUCUCAAGUCCACAUGGAAGAUGACCAAUGAAAUAAGUUGAUAUAAUUAGUUAUUGUGUUUUAUUCAAUAAUUUCAUUAAUAAGUGAUUUGCAAUCCACUAUAUUUUUCUUUUUUUUUUGUUCAAUUUACAAUUUUAAUCAUUGCAUUUGUUCGAUCAAAUUGGUUGUCCAUUUAAAAUAUUACUCUAUUUAAGAUGUGUCAAAGCAUUUUGUUUUUUAA